UGUUAAUCGAUCAUUCCGGCGGCGUAUGGAUAGGUUCGAGUCAUCCGAUAUUUGAGUUGUUAAUCGAUCAUUCCGGCGGCGUAUGGAUAGCUCUCAUCUUCUUCUCGACUAUCGUUCUCUUCUGAAGCCAUGGAGUCUAUUCUUGUGAUUAAGGUUAAAUAUGGAGUGAUGCUAAGGCGUCUCAGUGUUAGAAUCCUUGAAAACAAUAAGCUGGAUCUUGACAUCAAUGGAUUAAGAGCAAAAGUACUUAGUCUCUUCAAUUUCUCCUCUGAUACUGAUUUUACACUGACUUACAUUGAUGAAGAUGGUGAUACAGUGACCUUGUUCAAUGAUGAUGAUCUACAUGACAUGAUGAGGCAACAGCUGAGGUUUCUGAGAAUUGAUGUGCAUCCUAACCAAUCCCAUGAUAGAUCCAAUGGAAGCUCGACCACGCCAUUGCGUUCGUUUCAAGAUAUUCGUACUGAUAUUUCUGAGGUUUUGAAAUCUCUGCCAGAGCCCUUGCCGGAGAUUUGUUCACAGUUGCUCGACAUCGCUUCAAAAGCCUUAGUUACUGGCCCUGCACUUGAUGAGCUUGUUCAAACCAUUCUUCAGUUGAAAGACGCGCACCUGAACUCAGAUUCGCAGCCCUCAUCUGUUCCUGAGACAGUUGUGGGCACUGAGAGUUCUGAUGCUCCUCCUGGUUUAGAUGCAACUGCUUCAGUUGAUCAUAAUGCCCUUCCUCGUGAUCCUAUUUGGAAAUCAGAUACUACUGCCCAUUGCAGCAGCUGUUCCUUUGAUGCAUUUCAUGAUCCCCUUCGUAGAAUGCGUAUGCACGGUCCUACGUCGAUGCACAAUUACCCAUAUCAUUCACCAGCAGCAGGUUAUCUGAAUGAUAAUCUUAUGAAGGAGAGGCCUAUGAGAGGAUUACCCAUGGUUUCUGGACCAAUUAGCCACAGUGGUUACUUCCAAACUAUGGGAAAAGUCUUCCCUGGAGGUCCAAUGAAUUACAGCAGUGGCAGCAGCAUUGAAUCAAUGGGAAGUAUGUUCCAUAAAGGUAUUAUUUGUGAUGGCUGUGGAGCUCAUCCAAUCACCGGUCCACGGUUCAAGUCCCAAGUGAAAGAUAAUUUUGAUCUAUGUAGCAUCUGCUUUGCUAAAGUGAGCAAUGUGGCUGAAUACGUUAGGAUCGAUCGUCCCGUCUCUUGUCAGUAUCCAAGAAUGAAAGCAUUCAAUCCUGUUCUAAUGCAGCAGCAGCAACAGCAGCAGCAUCCAUUUCCUGGCCCCCGAACAAUCGAUACACUGAAAAGUUCUGGAAAGCAGACCAAAUUUUUAGCUGAUAUGGAUGAUUCUGUGAUCGCCCCAUCUACACUGUUUACCAAGAAAUGGCAGUUGCAUAACCUCGGGAGUUCGAAUUGGCCCCGUGGUACACAGCUAGUGUGGGAUGAAGGAGACAAGUUAAGUGAUUCAACAUCAUUUGAGAUACAGGUACCUGCUGGUGGACUUCCUCCGGGACAUCAAAUUGAUAUUGAAGUUGACUUUACUUCCCCUCCAUUAUCUGGUCGGUACCUCUCAUACUGGAAGGUAGUAUCUCCAUCUGGCCAGGAGUUCGGGUAUCGUGUUUGGCUUCUCAUACAGGUAUGCUUGUAUGCAUAUCUCAGUUUUUCUAGUUCUGUAUAUACGCACUUAAGUAGACUCAAUUUAUGUUGUUCGUUCAUGAAGGUUGAUGCAGCUCUUAAGAGGCCACAUUCUGAUAAUCUCCAAGCUUUGGACUUAAAUUUGCCCCCUAAAGUUGUAGACUCAAAUGGCCAAGAGGAUCUAAACAAGGAUUUGGAUACUCUACUUUCUGAUAAGCUUUUCCCUCCUCGUGAUUCCAUCCCCAUUGCCAAACCAGUAAAACCUUGUCAUAAUCUGCCUAAAACUGUGAUCGAGCAACAACAUGAUAUGAUCGACCAGUUGCUAGUUCGCAAGAGUUCUGCUAAUGGCCAAGAUCUAAACAAGAAUUUGGAUACUCUACUUUCUGAUAAGUUUUUCCCUCCUCGUGAUUCCAUCCCCAUUGCCAAACCAGUAAAACCUUGUCAUAAUCUGCCUGAAAAUGCGAUCGAGCAACAACAGGACGAACAAGAGAUCGACAAGUUGCUAGCUAGCAAGAUUCCUGCUAAUUUGGUCUCUUAUCCAACUGUUGAUUACCAUGGAGUUCGAGCUAGUUCAACAACCAAGGCUCCCUCUGUGUCAUACCCUCAUAUUGAUUCUUCUGAACUAAUUCCACCUGCUGCAAACCGAUCUCCAAGACCAUCCCCCAUGGCUUCUCAUUCUCCAGCAUUAUCUGAAGAUAUCAGUUUUGAUCAUCAUAUCCAAGGACCUCUACUUAAGGCACUCUGUGAAAUGGGAUUCAAACAUAUCUAUCUGAACAAGGAAGUACUGAAGAGGAAUGGGUACAAUCUGGAGAAGUCGGUGGAUGAACUCUGUGAGAUUCCUGAAUGGUAUCCGAUGAUUCAGGAGUUGGAUAAAAUGGGAUUCAAGGAUGAGGAAAUGAACAGAAAACUUCUGAUGAAGAACAAUGGCAGCUUAAAGCGAGUAGUGAUGGAACUUUUGAUGAAGAACAAUGCUUAGUUGAAGAACAACGCUCUCAUAACUAUGGAUUAGGAUGUAAAUAUGGAUGAUAAAUAAGAGGGGUAGUGUUUUUGUUAGGAACAGGAUUGUUUUUAUGCUUAUUUCUAUGGUUUUUCUUAGGCCUUUUCCAGUUUUUGUUCAUCUUCGUGUCGUAGUUGCUCAGUCAUUUGAGCCAUUUUUGUCGCAGAGAAAUUAUCAAGUAAAAGAAACCUUGAAACCAGCCAUAAAUUUCUUUGGUUA
This is a messenger RNA of Cucurbita pepo subsp. pepo (vegetable marrow), 2826 nucleotides long. The record is from RefSeq and is a predicted model, not a curated record. Lineage: Eukaryota; Viridiplantae; Streptophyta; Magnoliopsida; Cucurbitales; Cucurbitaceae.